Messenger RNA from Protopolystoma xenopodis, 792 nucleotides. NCBI's taxonomy places the organism in Eukaryota, Metazoa, Platyhelminthes, Monogenea, Polystomatidea, Polystomatidae. The record is from the annotation of a GenBank genome assembly.
GUUUCCGAUGUGGUCGUUGAGCCUUACAACGCCACUUUGUCGGCGAACCAAUUAGUUGAAAACUGCGAUGAGACCUUCUGCAUCGACAACGAGGCCCUCUAUGACAUCUGCAAUAGGACGCUUAAGCUAUUAACUCCCACCUAUGGCGACCUUAACCAUUUGGUUAGUGCCACCAUGUCCGGCGUUACCACCUGCCUUCGCUUUCCAGGACAACUGAACGCCGAUCUUCGCAAGCUGGCUACCAACAUGGUUCCUUUUCCUCGGCUCCACUUUUUUAUGCCUGGCUUUUCUCCACUCACAAGUCGUCACUCACAACCAUAUCGCAGCUAUUCUGUACAGGAUCUUACGCAACAAAUGUUUGACUCAAAGAACAUGAUGGCGGCCUGUGAUCCCCGACAUGGCAAAUAUCUUACGGUAGCCGCUAUGUUUCGAGGCAGGAUGUCGAUGAAGGAGGUUGACGAGCAGAUGUUACAUGUGCAGAACAAGAAUAGUGCCUACUUCGUCGAAUGGAUACCAAACAAUGUUAAAACUGCGGUUUGUGAUGUUCCUCCACGUGGCUUAAAAAUGUCGGUCACUUUCAUAGGAAAUAACACCGCUAUCCAAGAAAUCUUUAAGCGAGUUGGCGAGCAGUUUGCAGCCAUGUUUCGCAGACGAGCAUUUCUGCACUGGUAUACAGGUGAGGGAAUGGAUGAAAUGGAGUUCUCUGAGGCAGAAGCAAAUAUGAACGACUUGAUCAGCGAAUACCAGCAGUUUCAGGAUGCUACUGUGGAGGACGAAGUUCAGAUUGAGUAA